Messenger RNA from Anthostomella pinea, 2520 nucleotides. NCBI's taxonomy places the organism in Eukaryota, Fungi, Ascomycota, Sordariomycetes, Xylariales, Xylariaceae. The record is from the annotation of a GenBank genome assembly.
AUGGAGCCUCCGCAGAGACCACAGGCGAGCCUGUUCCAGGUCUACUUGCGACUGCGACCUCCGCAAGCAGGCAACGCCAGCGCUGAAAGAGCCGUACUCGUCGAAGAGCCCGAGCAGGACAAUGCGCCGCCUACCCACAUCACGUUAAACCCUCCCAACGAUCGAAGACGGGCUAUCGAGAAAUUCGCCUUCACGCGCGUCUUUGAGGAGGAUGCCACACAGCUGGAUCUCUUUCAAGGCACCCGAGUGCUGCCCUUGGUAGAGGCCGUGCUUGCUCCCCAUGGCGGCGAUGGGACGGAUGGGCUGUUGGCGACCCUUGGAGUCACUGGUUCAGGCAAGACACACACGAUGCUUGGAUCCCGGAGCCAGCGCGGCUUGACGCAACUCGCUCUUGAUGUCGUAUACCGGUCCAUUGACACAAACAUCGUCGACUGCGAUACCUGUCCUACACUGGAGGCGGGCCUCCGGUCCGCAGACGCAUCGGAAGCAGCCAUCUAUUCUGCGCCAGCCUUUCUCGAGAACGUAUACAGCGACUUUAAGGGCCCGUCGCGGGCAGGAUCAAGAGCAGCCACACCAAUGAUUGUACGACCCCAGCAUGAUUUCAUUCGGCCCUCCCUUCUUGACAUGUGCCCUCAGCUGCCGGGUCACUUUCCAGACAGUCCAAAUAGCGUGCGGCUUGUUUGUCAUGAAGAUGACUUGUCUCACAUCACGAUGCUUUCAACACCUCCCAGUCAGCGCAAACAGAACAUGUUACCUCUCCAGAUGCCAGUCGCGUCUAGCAGGCCAAAGUUGGCCUACGCUUCUCCCCAAAAGAAGCACUACAUGUCUCUUACAUCCACGGCUAAAAGCAAGAACUUAACUAAGACUCCAAUCAAGGGCGAUUAUCCGCCGCCGCCGACGCCGAGGCGCCAACUACAACGUCCGUCGGCGCUCCCCCAGAUGCCUGACAUCAGUUCCAUCAGGGCCUCCAUCGAUCCAUCUGCCGAAUAUGCCAUUGUCAUUUCCAUGUACGAAGUAUACAAUGACCGUAUCUUCGACUUACUGACACCGCCGGUCAAAUCAAACGCCACGAAGGAGUACCGCCGGCGAGCCCUCCUCUUCAAGCCGACUGAAUCAUCGCCAGACCGCAAAGUCGUGGCGGGACUUCGAAAAGUCAUAUGUGGUAACCUCAGAGAGGCACUCAUGGUUCUGGAAGCAGGACUUCACGAGAGACGGGUGGCUGGUACCGGCAGCAACAGUUCUUCGUCGCGGAGUCAUGGUUUCUUCUGUGUCGAGGUCAAGAAGAGACGCCGUGGUCGCACCGACGGCCAAUGGGGUACCAGCACGUUGAGUAUUGUUGACUUGGCCGGCAGUGAACGGGCGAGAGAUGCAAAGACCCAAGGCGCGACACUAGCCGAGGCGGGCAAGAUCAACGAGAGUCUAAUGUAUCUCGGCCAGUGUUUGCAGAUGCAGAGCGACGCCAGCAGCAGUGCAAAGCCGAAUCUGGUACCAUUCCGCCAAUGCAAGCUGACUGAGCUCCUGUUUUCCAACUCGUUCCCGUCGGCUUCAGUUGCACAGUCUGUUUCUCAUCGUCGCGCCCCCCAAAAGGCCGUCAUGAUCGUCACCGCUGACCCGCUGGGCGACUUCAACGCGACCUCUCAGAUUCUACGAUACAGUGCGCUGGCCCGCGAGGUCACGGUACCUCGAAUUCCCUCCAUCACAUCAACUAUACUGGCCAACGCCAGCUCUACAGCCCACUUUCACCUCCCAGAACCUAGUCCAGGCUGCAGCAGUCCUUUAGGCUCGCCACAGUCCCACCACAGGCCGUUCUUUCAACAGCCUUCAGCCACGUAUCAGCGGACGUUUUCGCCUAUGUCGGAUACGGAACGCGCGACGAUGGAGAACGCCGCCAUGGAGAUUGCCCGUAUGGCAGAUAUGAUCGAUCAGCUGAACGCCGAGUUGUCCCGGGAAUCGGAAGGUCGCAUGGCGGCUGAAGCCCACCUCCUAUCGAUGGAGGACCGCGUUGUAGAGCUCGAGCAGGAAAUCCGUGAGGAGUGUUAUGCUGAUUUCGAGCACCGCCUAGCUCUAGAGAUGGGCCGAUGGAAAGCCUCACUCUCGCUCGAACAGGAGCGGGGCGAAGAGCACUGGGAUCGCAAGAUUGAAGUGCUCGCCCGCAGCGUCAGUGUAGUCCUGACAGCGCCUAGCGACGAAGACGACGUGGAGGACGAGGAUAAGGAGAACGUGCUGAUCGAGAACCUCGAGCAAGAGAACGACCGCCUCAGGCGAGAGGUGGCCGUGCUGAAGCGCGAGCUGUCGAGCCGAACCCCGAGUAAGCGAGCGCCGCUGCAGGAGAGAGGCGACGUGUCGGGUGUCAAGGCGGACAUACCCGGUCUCGGCAGCAAGAUGGAGCAGCUUAGAGUCAGUGGCAGCCGUGAUGAGAGGGCGCCCAGGGUCACUAGCACAGGCAGUCCAACCAAGAAGAUGCGCAAGCUGCCAGCGAAGAAGUGGGACAGCAUAGAUGUUGAUGAUGACCUGCUGUGA